CGAGGUUGCAAGGUUCUGGUUGUGUCGUGUGUGUGUGCACUCCUAUAGUUAACCCAAAACGAAAACAAUGGAAUCUUUCUCGUUCUCCACUUCACACUUCUCCAUACCAACCAACACCACCCUUUUCUCCCCCAAACACCACCCUUCCUCCUCCGCCGCCACAACCAUAUCUUUCUCUCUAAAACCGCCACCGGACUCCAACAACUCCGCCGCCCCUGGCAACUUCCGCCGCCCCUCCAACCCCCUCAAAACAACCUCACCCAACAACUCAAACCCUAAAACCCCUUCAAUUUCAAACCCCCUCAAAAACCCCUUCAAUUCCUCCCAAAAUUCCCUCACAAACAAGCUGUGGCUCACUAGCAAACUCUCUCCUCCCCCUCCCCCUCCUCCUGUUCCUCUUCCUCCGCCGCCGCCGCUCGAAGCGGAGCAAGAAAAUGAAACCGCAAACACCGACGAGGAGAACGAAACUGCAAAAACCACCGGAAACUCCGAUAAUUGGACUCAGUUCCGGCAACCGGGGAAAAUCUUCGUCGGGAACCUACCCUUGUGGCUCAAGAAAAACGAGGUUUCAGAGUUCUUUCGGCAAUUCGGGACGAUUAAGAGCGUGAUCCUGAUCAAGGGACACCAUGAAACGGAGAGGAAUGCGGGUUUCGGGUUUGUCAUUUAUGGGGGCGGCGAUGAGAAGGCGGCGGAUAAGUCGGCGAUGAAGGCGGUGGAGUUCGACGGCGUGGAGUUUCACGGGAGAGUGUUGACGGUGAAGUUGGAUGAUGGGAAGAGGUUGAAGGAGAAGUCAAUGGAGAGAGCAAGGUGGUUGGAAGGGAAUGAUGAUAAGGGAGAAUAUCACCGUACCAAGUGGCAUGAAGAGAGGGAUGGCUCUAGGAAGGAGUUCCAGAAGGUUCUGGAGACCGAGCCAGAGAAUUGGCAGGCGGUUGUAACUGCUUUCGACAGAAUUAAGAAGCCUGCUAGAAAAGAAUAUGGUUUGAUGGUUACAUAUUAUGCGCGUCGAGGGGACAUGCAUCAUGCUCGUCAAACAUUUGAGAGUAUGCGGGCGAGAGGAAUAGAGCCAUCUUCACAUGUGUACAGUAGUCUUAUUCAUGCUUAUGCAGUUGGUAGAGACAUGGAAGAAGCUUUACAUUGUGUUAAAAAGAUGAAGGAAGAGGGUAUUGAAAUGAGCAUAGUGACAUACAGUAUAAUUGUGGGGGGAUUCGCUAAAGUGGGUGAUGCUGAUGCUGCAGAUCACUGGUUUAAUGAGGCCAAAGAGAAGCUUCCAUCUUUAAAUGCUGUCAUUUAUGGGAGCAUCAUUUAUGCACACUGUCAAACUUGCAAUAUGGAUCAAGCUGAAGCCUUGGUGAGGGAGAUGGAAGAACAAGGGAUAGAUGCUCCCAUUGACAUAUAUCAUACCAUGAUGGAUGGUUAUACAAUGAUUGGCAAUGAAGAUAAAUGCUUGGUUGUGUUUGAAAGGCUUAAGGAAUGUGGCUUCUCUCCCUCAGUUGUCAGCUAUGGUUGUCUUAUUAAUCUUUACUCCAAGAUAGGAAAAGUUUCUAAAGCAUUGGAGAUUAGCAAAAUGAUGACAAUGGCUGGCAUAAAACAUAACAUGAAGACCUACUCUAUGUUGAUCAAUGGAUUCUUGAAGUUAAAAGAUUGGGCCAAUGUAUUUUACAUAUUUGAAGAGAUUACUAAAGAUGGUUUGAAGCCUGAUGUAGUACUCUACAAUAACAUUGUAAGAGCUUUUUGUUGGAUGGGUAAUAUGGAUCGUGCCAUUUGUAUUGUGAAGCAAAUGCAGAGGGAUAGGCAUAGACCUACAACACGCACAUUUUUGCCCAUUAUACAUGGUUUUUCAAGAGCUGGAGAGGUGAGGAGAGCCCUGGAGAUUUUUGAUAUGAUGAGGAGGAGUGGCUGCAUUCCCACUGUACACACAUAUAAUGCUCUUAUUCUUGGCCUUGUUGAGAAACGUCAGAUGGCAAAGGCCGUAGGAGUAUUGGAUGAAAUGAAUCUGGCAGGCGUUAGCCCAAAUGAACAUACAUAUACAACUCUUAUGCAAGGUUAUGCUGCACUGGGUGAUACUGGAAAGGCCUUUCAGUACUUCACGACAUUGAAGAAUGAGGGCCUGGAGAUUGAUGUAUAUACUUAUGAGGCAUUGUUGAAGGCAUGUUGCAAGUCAGGCAGAAUGCAGAGUGCCCUAGCAGUCACAAAAGAAAUGAGUGCAAGAAAGAUUCCAAGAAACACUUUUGUCUAUAACAUACUCAUUGAUGGUUGGGCUCGGAGAGGUGAUGUUUGGGAGGCUGCAGACCUAAUGCAACAGAUGAGAAAGGAAGAAGUUCAACCUGACAUCCAUACCUACACGUCGUUUAUAAAUGCUUGUUGUAAAGCUGGAGACAUGCAGAAAGCAACAGAGAUUAUCCAAGAAAUGGAAGCAUCUGGUAUAAAACCAAACCUCAAAACCUACACCACUCUAAUACAUGGUUGGGCACGUGCCUCUUUUCCAGAGAAGGCUCUGAGGUGUUUUGAAGAGAUGAAAGUGGCUGGAUUGAAACCAGACAAAGCAGUGUACCAUUGUCUUAUGACAUCUUUGCUUUCAAGAGCCACCUUAUCUCAAUCAUACGUUUAUAGUGGUAUGUUGUCUAUAUGUAAAGAGAUGAUUGAAUCUGAGAUAACCGUUGACAUGGGAACUGCGGUCCACUGGUCAAGAUGUUUACGCAAGAUUGAGAGGACAGGAGGGGAACUAACAGAAACUCUACAAAAGACCUUUCCCCCUGAUUGGACCUCGCAUAAUAAUGUUCUUGAUGCCAAUUGUGAAACAGAAACUGAUAAUAACGAAAAUGAUGAUGAUGAAGUAUAUUAUGCCAAUGGAAUCAGUAACGAUGAGGACACUGAUAAUGAAUAUUAUGGUAAUGGUCAUACAGGUGAUGGUUUUGAAUUAUUGUAAAUGGAACUGGACGGAAAUGCCAUGAUGGCAUGCUAAGUUUUUCGGCAUUAAAUUCUCUAUCUAUUUUUCUUUGAUAAAAGACAUAGGCAAUAGUGAUAUCCAUUGACCUUUCCUAGUUUAAGAGAUCCAAGUGCUUUCAAAUGUUUGGAUCGGCCCUUCAAAUUUCAUCUUGUGUUGUAAAGUCCUUGCAUUGCUUUAAACCAUUUUUAUUUUAUUUUUUGUAAA
Gastrolobium bilobum is the source of this 3151-nucleotide messenger RNA. Its product is annotated as pentatricopeptide repeat-containing protein At5g04810, chloroplastic. Gene Ontology annotation, molecular function: RNA binding; protein binding. NCBI's taxonomy places the organism in Eukaryota, Viridiplantae, Streptophyta, Magnoliopsida, Fabales, Fabaceae. The record is from RefSeq and is a predicted model, not a curated record. The transcript has 10 exons. Bases 68 to 2926 code for a protein of 952 amino acids.